Mixia osmundae IAM 14324 is the source of this 150-nucleotide messenger RNA. RefSeq lists its product as uncharacterized. Bases 1 to 150 code for a protein of 49 amino acids. The record is from RefSeq and is a predicted model, not a curated record. The transcript is spliced from 2 exons. NCBI's taxonomy places the organism in Eukaryota, Fungi, Basidiomycota, Mixiomycetes, Mixiales, Mixiaceae.
AUGGCAUCAAAGCUAAGCGAUCAAGACGAUAGCCGUGAGCGACAGGGCAGCUGCGAUCCAUCAUUGGUCUUAAACGGUGAGCUGCUUCGGUCUAGCUGGAAUUGGCCAUCAUGGAACAGGUUGCGAGUCUUUUUCUAUGGCUUCCAGUAG